AUGGAUUCAGAUAUAAUUAAAUUCAAAAAUAAUAGAAAAUUUUUGAAAACUUUAAUUAAGGCAAAUAAAGAUAUCAUCGUACCUCGAAUUGAUAUAUUUGGAAUGAAGGAUUACGAUAAGAAUUCAUGGAGGGGAGAAAGAACAAAACCAAAUCAAAAUCAGCUUAAAAUGAUGGAUAAUAAUGAUUGGGAGAAUGUUGACUACAUACCCAAGGAUAAAGAAGGUAAAAUAUAUCAUUAUGAAAAUUACCUAAAAAAUGAAAAUAACGAAUAUGAAAUUAAUAAGAAUAAUUUAAAUUAUGUCGUUCCUUUAGAUUCUGUCGGUGGUGCUGUGCUACUUGUGAAGUCUAUAAUAUUCAAACAGGGAAUUAUGUUUCCUACUAGUUAUAUUGUUGGAACUACAUGGGAUAGAAUUGAAGGUUAUGAUGGGAUUGAAACUGAAGGAAUAUGUUAUAUGGCUAAAUCUUUGGGUUAUUCUUGUUGGGGUAUGCCUAAUUUAUACGCAUUGCAUGCUGGAACUUAA
Messenger RNA from Insectozyma verbasci, 522 nucleotides. Lineage: Eukaryota; Fungi; Ascomycota; Pichiomycetes; Serinales; Debaryomycetaceae. The record is from the annotation of a GenBank genome assembly.